Messenger RNA from Suricata suricatta (meerkat), 2384 nucleotides. RefSeq names its product G protein-coupled receptor 12 (gene GPR12). The coding region runs from base 111 to 1115 and encodes 334 amino acids. Gene Ontology annotation, molecular function: G protein-coupled receptor activity. Gene Ontology annotation, cellular component: membrane. Lineage: Eukaryota; Metazoa; Chordata; Mammalia; Carnivora; Herpestidae. The transcript has 2 exons. The record is from RefSeq and is a predicted model, not a curated record. Gene Ontology annotation, biological process: G protein-coupled receptor signaling pathway.
CUGCCCGCGCCGGGGCCCCGCCGCGGGCCUGCGACAGGAGUAGCCCGCGCGCUUCGGGAGCACCGGAGGAGCCCCUUCGGCCUGGUCGCGCCAAGAGGACGGGGGUUAAAAUGAAUGAAGACCUGAAGGUCAAUUUAAGCGGGCCGCCUCGGGAUUAUUUAGAUGCUGGCGCUCCGGAGAACGUCUCGGCUACCGUCUCCUCCCAGGUUCCUGUCGGAGAGCCGGAGCCAGAGCUGGUUGUCAAUCCUUGGGACAUUGUCUUGUGUACCUCGGGAACCCUCAUCUCCUGUGAAAAUGCCAUUGUGGUCCUUAUCAUCUUCCAUAACCCCAGCCUGCGAGCACCCAUGUUCCUGCUAAUAGGCAGCCUGGCUCUGGCAGACUUACUGGCCGGCAUCGGACUCAUCAUCAAUUUUGUUUUUGCCUACCUGCUUCAGUCAGAAGCCACCAAACUGGUCACAAUCGGACUCAUUGUCGCCUCUUUCUCUGCCUCUGUCUGCAGCUUGCUGGCUAUCACUGUCGACCGCUACCUCUCCCUGUAUUACGCUCUGACAUACCACUCGGAGAGGACGGUCACGUUCACCUAUGUCAUGCUCACCAUGCUCUGGGGGACCUCCAUCUGCCUGGGGCUGCUGCCCGUGCUGGGCUGGAACUGCCUCCAAGACGAGUCCACCUGCAGCGUGGUCCGACCUCUCACCAAGAACAACGCGGCCAUCCUCUCCGUCUCCUUCCUCUUCAUGUUUGCGCUCAUGCUUCAGCUCUACAUCCAGAUCUGCAAGAUUGUGAUGCGCCACGCCCAUCAGAUAGCCCUGCAGCAUCACUUCCUGGCCACCUCCCACUACGUGACCACCCGGAAAGGGGUCUCCACCCUGGCCAUCAUUCUGGGGACCUUUGCUGCCUGCUGGAUGCCUUUCACCCUCUACUCCUUGAUAGCCGAUUACACCUACCCCUCCAUCUACACCUACGCCACCCUCCUGCCCGCCACCUACAACUCCAUCAUAAACCCUGUCAUAUACGCUUUCAGAAACCAAGAGAUCCAGAAAGCCCUCUGUCUCAUUUGCUGCGGCUGCAUCCCCUCCAGCCUCUCCCAGAGAGCACGGUCGCCCAGCGACGUGUAGCAGUGGCCCCCUUAGAGGACACACUGCACACGGAAUUCUGCAUUUACCAAGCAUUUCCACUGCCCGACCAAAUGGUUCCGAUGGUGUCCUUAAAUUCUUUCUAUUGGAUUUUCUCUUGAGCCACAGCAGUCCCAGCUAUCCUGAAGCAGUCCUUCAGAUGAGUUAAGUGAUUGAAGUGGAAAUCAUGUUGCCAGUGUCUUUGCCCCUUUAAAAAAAAAAAACACGGUUAUUUUGUUUUGUUGAGGGGCAGGGAUUUUUAUUUUCUAUUUUACUUGGAGGAUGAGUAGUGUGGGUGGGAAAGAAAGUAUAUGAUGUUAUAAAACAUAAACUGGUCCUAGAGUUUUUGCUUGGACUGUAAAAUAAAACUGAAUUACUGAGAACAAUGGAGGAGAAAAGACUUUUUCUAGACUUUUGUUUUUUUUUAAUGUCAAGGUGAUUUUCAAUGCUGCAUGUAUCUGAAUAGAAUCUCUUUCGAGCCAACACAGAUAGCCUACAUGAUUAUGUUUGGAAGAGACCUGGUUUUGUUAACAUGAACUGAGUGAUAAGUUACCAACACAGAAACUAUGUGCCCAUUCUUUGCUCCUUCUUUCUUUACUUCCAGCAAUUACUAUUCACAAGAAUUCCUUUGGUAUUUCUGUGAAUGUUGUAACUUUCUGCAUGGUUGCUGCUGUUAGCUAGACCACUAGUUUCAAAUGUUGCCAUGUAAAUCCUGAAUCAAAUGAGAACGCUUUCAAUACACAUUUUCAAUGUGUCUCUAAAAUGAAUUAUGAAAUUUGCUCCAAUUUGCAUAUGACAUAGGGUUGAGUAGAUCCACCUCGUAGUUUCUUAAAGCACAGUCUGAUUCUUUUCAGGGAACAAAAGAAAACAUUGAAUGACAUCAAUCAAAAGUAGGUUACAUUUAUUUGAAUAUAUUCUGAAAAAUAAAAAUGUAAGCUAUCACAAAAUAUGAAAACAUCACGUUUCCUAUCACUUUCUAAGAAUGUAUUGAUAUUCUUGAUUGAGAAUAGAAUUAAAUAUUGUAGAUCAAAUAUUUCUAGUCAUAUUGUCUGUGGUACAAAGUGCAUUUGAAGCAGGUGGUCUCCUAGUUUAACAAUUAAGUUGGUGAGUGCAUAUUCCACGUGUAUCUGUGACAUAUGUGAGCUAUCCUAUGUACGUUCACAAGCAGAAUGACCAUGUGGCUGUUCGUGAAAAGCUAACUCUGCAUUCCUUUUCCUUCUUUUCACCAAAAGAACAACCUAAACGCAAUAAAAACUGCAUUGCCUGUUCUCA